Molecule: messenger RNA, 16393 nt
Organism: Musca domestica (house fly)
Lineage: Eukaryota; Metazoa; Arthropoda; Insecta; Diptera; Muscidae
Gene: tutl
Product: protein turtle
Exons: 12
Coding region: 308-6205 (1965 amino acids)
Biological process (GO): dendrite self-avoidance; axon guidance; homophilic cell-cell adhesion
Cellular component (GO): axon; plasma membrane
Molecular function (GO): cell-cell adhesion mediator activity
Source: RefSeq, a predicted model, not a curated record
AUUUUGAAAUUGUAUCAUCAUUAAUAUUUGAAAUCCCAAAAAUAAGUGAAAAAUUAAAAUCAGUGUCUGUGUGUCUGUGACAAGAGGUGUUGAAAGUGCGGAAGUUUUGAUAAUUGGUUCCUGAUUGCUCCCCGACAAAUUUUGUUGUGGGGACUUUUAGCAAAAGUUAUUGAUUUUCGGUCUUCGCCAGCAACACCAAAACAUCAUUAGUGCAUGGUUUCAUACAUUGGAUUAUGAUUGUUAAAAAAAGAUGACGCCGUUGCAAUGAGGAAGAUCCAUUAGCGUCAUUGGCUAUGGGACCAGAGGCAUGGGUAUGUGUGCGGACCCUGGGUCUUACCGGCGGUGUCAGGCAUUAAGCCGAACGCGAUCAACGUUCGCCACAAAUAUAGACAACAACAUUAAUAGCAGCAGCAGCAGUAACCACAGCACUAGAACUACAACACCUAAUAAAACGCCCAAUAACAACAACAACAACAACCACAACAAUAUCGAACAACAUUCGACACCAAACCAACAACAGCAGCAGCUGCAACAUAACGACUAUCAAAUUCGAUACAAGUCAUCAGCUCAGAGAACGCGAAUCUCCGCCGCUGCCGCUGUUGCUACAAUAAAAGCAACAACAUCACUACAAAACCGCUUAACAGAUUGUUCCCUAACCACAACGAUACUGGAGACGUUAAGGUAUUAUCGUUCCCCGGUCACAGUGACAACGUCUCGUAUACGAUAUCAAAGGCCGCCAUCACCACUACCACCACCACCACCUGCACCAUCGCCAUCAUUACCUGCAGCGACGACCGUAGCGAAAACACUGCGACAGCGAAAGCUAGCCACAGCUGUAGCACAGGCCCAAAUAGCCGACUCAAUUGCAACCAGCUCAUCAGCUUUCGUGACGACGACAGCGACGACGCCAUUUGUGGCGGAGUUCGCAGCGACGUCGUCAUAUGGAAAAUCAACGAAUACACGGAAUUCUACAAUCACCUCAGCAUCAACGGCAUCGCCAUCGCAAUCAUCUACGUCGUCGUCGUCACCAGCAUCAUUAAUAACUACAACAACAUCAAGAGCAGCAGCAACAGCCGUAUCAUCUCCAUCAACACUAACUCUGCGUUGUCCACAGCUAAGAGUUGAUCCACUCUGUUCGUGGCUCAAAUCUUCGCUACAUCUGACAAUAGUAUUCUUCGUAAUAUUGCUAUUGACCAAAUCAGCCCAUGCCAAUAACAAUAUACCAGAAGAUGCUGUCCAUAUCACAGCCAUACUCGGUGAAGGUGUCAUCUUCAAUUGUCACGUUGAGUUCCCCAAUGAUCAUCCAGUCCCGUACGUCCUACAGUGGGACAAGAAGGUGAGCGAAACGGGUUCCGAUCUACCCAUAUACAUAUGGUAUGAAAGCUAUCCCGAACACAUUGAAGACGGCUACAAGGGACGUGUCUCACGCGUGGCACCGGACUCACCGUUCGGUUCGGCUUCGCUCAAUUUGACCAACAUCAAAGAAUCGGAUCAGGGAUGGUACGAGUGUAAAGUUGUAUUUUUAAAUCGUGAUCCGAAGCAGCAUAAGAACGGUACAUGGUUCCAUUUAGAUGUACAUGCACCGCCCCGUUUUAGUGUAACACCCGACGAUAUAAUAUAUGUUAAUUUAGGUGAUUCAAUUAUAUUAAAUUGCCAGGCAGAUGGCACACCCACACCCGAAAUUCUAUGGUACAAAGAUGCUAAUCCCGUUGAUCCCUCGCCUACUGUUGGCAUCUUUAAUGAUGGCACCGAAUUACGGAUCUCCACCAUACGGCACGAGGAUAUUGGAGAAUAUACUUGCAUUGCACGCAAUGGUGAGGGACAAGUCUCCCAUACGGCCCGUGUUAUAAUAGCGGGCGGCGCUGUAAUCAUGCCGGAUAACGGAAAUGCUAAAAACAUAAAAACCACCAGCAACAACAACCAACAGCAAGAACAACAACAGCAUCAACUAGAACACCAAAAAUCCAACAAGAGUGGUGGCUCAAAUGUUAGGUCCACCGCCAUCUCAACGACUGCUGCGAGCAUCAAUCCCCCAGCAACUGCUCCGAAUAGCAAAAACAAUAACAUCAAGAAAACCAAAACCAACACGGCCCGGAAACUUCUAAAAGCCAAUGAUAAGAAAAGUAGAAUAUUUAUAAAAGUGCCGCCCACGAAUCAAACUAGAAAAGAGGGCGAAAAGGUGAUAUUUUCAUGUGAAGCUAAGGCUAUGCCUGGUAAUGUCACCGUACGAUGGUUUCGUGAGGGCUCACCCGUUAGAGAGGUGGCCUCAUUGGAGACACGCAUUACAAUACGCAAGGAUGGUUCGCUAAUAAUAAAUCCGGUCGGUGCCGACGAUUCGGGCCAGUAUUUGUGCGAAGUAACGAAUGGUAUUGGUGAUCCCCAGAGUGCAUCGGCAUAUUUGAAUGUUCUGUAUUCUGCCAAAGUGACCUUUACACCCACUGUACAAUACCUACCGUUCGGUUUGGCCGGUGUUGUGCAGUGCUACAUUAAAUCGAAUCCUCAGCUGCAAUAUGUCACUUGGACCAAAGACAAUCGUCUGCUGGAACCGUAUCAGGUGAAAGAUGUCGUUGUCAUGGCCAACGGAUCGCUGCUAUUUACCCAUGUCAGUGAGAAACAUCAGGGUCGCUACACCUGUCAACCGUACAAUUCGGAGGGUUCUCAAGGCGCAUCGGGAACAAUGGAAGUGCUGGUGCGUAAACCGCCCACAUUUACGGUUGAACCAGAAUCGCUGUAUCAGCGUAAAGUUGGCGACAGUGUCGAAAUGCACUGUGACGCCGUCGAGGCUGAGGGCACCCAGAAGCCCACCAUCAAAUGGCAGCGUCAGGGUGGCGAACAACUAUCCGACACACAGCGUAGUCGGGUACGCAUCUCUGGGGGUAACAUUACCAUUGAAAACUUGCGUCGUGAGGAUUUCGGCUAUUAUCAAUGCGUUGUCUCUAAUGAAGUAGCAACUCUAAUGUCCCAAACUCAACUAGUUAUCGAAGGCACCCAACCGCAUGCACCCUACAAUAUAACCGGCAAGGCCACAGAAUCAUCAAUCACCCUACAAUGGAUGCCGGGCUACAGUGGCGGUUCGGAGUACAAGCAAGACUACACCAUUUGGUAUCGUGAGGCGGGUGCCACCGAUUGGCAAACAAUCUCGGUCACACCAUCCGGUAGUACAGAAGUAACGAUCAAUGGCUUAGCAUCGGGUACUACCUACGAAUUUCAGGUUGUCGGUCGCAAUGUGCUUGGCGACGGUAUGAUGAGCAAAGUGAUGACCGUGCGUACAGUGGACCUUUUAGCCUAUUUUGAUAUUUAUUUUCAUACCGAUUCAAAAGGAUCGCUUGUUUAUUCGCCACCGAAAUUGAAAUUAAAAGGCCCCAAACCUGGACCACCACGUAACCUAACCGUUACCGAAGUCUCCAAUGGUUUUCUCAUCUCAUGGCAGGCACCGCUGGAACGUGCCCACAUUGUCAAAUUCUACACGAUCAAAUAUCGCACCGAUGCCCAGUGGAAGACGCUGAAUCGGGGCCAAAUACGCCCGGAAGAGACCCAAUAUUUAGUUAAGAAUUUAGUUGGCGGUCGUACGUAUUAUUUUCGUGUUCUAGCCAAUUCGGAAAAAUCUUAUGAAUCCAGUGACGAGGUGAAAUUUCCGGUACCGGCCCGUGUCAAACAUAAAGCAAUAACAGCCGGUGUCGUUGGGGGCAUCCUGUUUUUUAUAGUUGCGAUCAUUUUAUCGGUUUGUGCCGUAAAAAUUUGCAAUAAACGUAAACGACGAAAACAGGAAAAAGAGUUCAACAUGGUAGCUUGCAGGAUAACGGAUGCCCGUAAUAUAGCAGCAAAUAAUCACCAUCAUCAUCCGCAGCAGCAGCAUCAUCAUCAUCAACAACAGCAACAACAAUCUCUAUCACAGCAACAACAACAACAUUCACAACAUCCGCAACACCACCAACAACAACAACAGCAGCAGCAUCAUCAUCUACAACAACAAAUGCAUAAUCGUAAUACGGGCUCGAUUUCCGCUAGUCAAGUGCCUUUAAAAAAAUAUAAACAAACCCGAAUAUCAAGUCUAACAACAAUACUUAUUGCAAUCUUACACUGGAUAUGGCCACCGGAUCGCUGUAACAAUUGCCACUCGAUUUACAGUUCGCCGACAUUGGACGAGGCCGAUGGACGUCGUAAAUCGCUUAGCGAAAUACAACGCUCACGCGAUGGACGUUUUGUGCUGGCCAACAAAACGGGGUCAACAAAUGCUCUGACAAAUGGCGAUGGCGGCAUUGUCGGACUUGAAAAUGGAUCAUUCGAUGAGGUGGAUAAUGUAGAUGUACGACGUAAUAGCAGUGCCUCACAGAAGUCCUCAUCGGAUGAUGGUGGCUUUUUGUCAAGGCGUAAUUUUAUUACGGCCCGAGCCUCUUGGCGUCGUCCCUUGGUGGCCUCACCCAGCCAGCUAAGUUUGCAAUCGGUGGCAGCUGGCUCAGCCAGAGGUCUGUUGCAAGGUUUGGGGGGUUUGUUAAAAAUUGGCGGUGGUUCCUCCGGCUGUCGAGAGGGUGAGAAUCUAUUGUCGGGUGCUCGCUAUCAAAAUGUCUAUGGCGGCAAUAGCAUUUAUCGUAAUUUACAUGGUCAUCAGCACACGGAUCAAUUGGCCAUGGGUCAGCAGCAGGCCCAGCCGGCCAGCAGACCCCUACACAUCAACACCAUUAGCGGGGGCCUGCAAAGUCAUCACAUGCAUCAGGUGUUCUCACCAUCCAAAGUGUCGAGAAUAUUUUCCAGUUCUCCGGCCAGCAGUCCCACUGGGGUUAUUACACAAACGGAUGAGGGUCUGUUGACAUCACCCUGGGCCAUGACCACACCCAAUCAAUCAGCUGGCCAUUUCGCCUAUAAUCCUUUCAGUGAUUUGAGUACUGUAUAUCCGGGUUCCGCUGAAAGAUCUGUGCCCACCUUAACGCCCACUGCCAGUGGUAAUUUAAGUCGUCAUCGUUACUAUAACCAUGAACUGCCCUCGUUGCGGACCAUACAGGAGGAGACAAGGCGUUUGAAUUAUGAACAGCAACAACAACAGCAGCAGCACCACCAGCAGCAGCAACAACAACACCAACAACAUUUGGAUUUCCUACCCUUGCAAAUGGACUCACCACCCUCUUGGCGUAGCUAUUAUCAACACAGCUCGGCCCCGUAUUAUCACAGCUAUCGGCCCAGGACCCGUUGGUAUCCCCGCCAUUACUCGCGUCUCUUUGGAAGAUCUCAGGGAGAUUUAAUGUCUCCAUUGCCUCAUUUAAAUCUUACAUUAAGAUCUAAUAAUCACCAUCAUCUGCAUCAUCAUCACCAUCCACAUGCCUUGGGUUUGGAUGCCUCGCCGGAGUCUCGAUCCAGUUCGAGUGGUUUUGGUUCGAAAAAUACUUCCAAUCAUCCACAGGGAUCACAUCAUUCGGGUAGUACAAGUGAGUGGCGUCUACUGCCGCCAUAUAGGCCACCACCACCGCCGCCAAGUGCAGUGGGAGGGGUAGUGGGAGCGGGAACAGCAGCGCCGCCAGCGGCAACAACAAAUAGUGCCUAUUUUGGAAUGCAGCAAACGGCCAUGCAGCAACAGGCUACGGCCCAACCACAGCAGGCCCAGGCCCAGGUGCCAAUAGCAUCUCAACAACAGCAAUACUCGCAACUUACACCCCAACAACCAGGGCAACAACAAUUACAUUGUAAUCCCUACAACACCCUGCCAUUUUCAUCCACCUAUCAACAUUAUUCACCCUCGAACUAUUUCAGUUCCAGCACCCAACGUACCUUAACACCGCCCUACACCAUGGAACAUUGGCUGGAUAUGAUAACACGCCUAAAUGCAGCCACCGACAAUGUGAAUCUCUCCAAGGCCGUGGAUGUGGGUAGUGUGGAUGGCCAUUAUGAAUUUGAUCCAUCCACACCCACACCGAGUGCCUCCACGCCCACUGGGGGUUUACUGAGAGAAGAUCUCAAUUUACACAUCGACACCACGGGUCAUUUGCAUCCGACCAGCCAACAUCAUACACAUAUGGGUCAUGGCCACACCAUGGGACCGCUGAGUUCUUCGAGUAGCCUGUUUGGUAGUGGCAUGGGUCGGAAGUCAAGACUCCCUGGACGUUAUGAUAAUAUAGAGGCACGUCUCCAGGCCAUGCGUGAGGAGUUCUAUGAAUAUCGCAAACGGCAGGCCAUGCAAAGGGCCGGUGUUGCAGAGUUGGAAAGUGUUUGCUGACAAAGGCCCCUGAGGCGCUAUCGUUGGCCCAGGCAAUGGUGGGAUUUUUGAGAGGCGAGAAAAGAGAGAAAUAGAGAGAGAGAGAGAGAGAGAGAAAGGAAUGCUAGAUAAUGUAACAUAAACAAAUAAGGUUUCAGUUUCUAUUGAUGGAUGGGUGCCCCAAAAACCCCAUACCCUCCCCUCUCCGUUAGGUUGCGGAACAGGUGUGGCUUGACUUUUGCAUAUAGGUUACAGAGAGUGAGAUUUCUCCCAACUUUCCCAGGAAUGCCAUUAAGAAAAAUUUCUCAUUUGUAGGCCAUGGAGAAAAGGACCUAUCAUUCACACCCACACACAUGCAUACAUACACUCAAGGCAUAUAAACAAUCAAAAAAAACAAAAACUAAAUUCUCAACAUCAACAACAACAACAAAUGGAAAACCUCACCUCAAUAUAAAAAUGAGAAAAAAAAAAAACAAAACUUUAAAGAGCACUGAUUUUUCAAUUAUUACAACUCAAAAAACCAAAAAAAGAAGAAAGAAAAACUACAACUACAAAAUCUUAACAAAAAAAGAAAAUAGCAUGCAAGACACACUCAAAAAAAUAAUAAUUAGAUCUAGUGUAUAAAAAUAACAACAACUACAAUAACAAAAUGCAAGGAAAUUCAACAAAUCAAUUCCCUGGCGCCCAACACAAACAAAAGCGGAUAUUUAGGAGAAAAUACAAACAACUCUUCCACGAAUUAUUUCUUUAGUAAAGAACAACAACUACAACAACCCAAAAGCAACAACAAUUCAACAUUUCUUAAAGAAAGUGGAAAACAACUUAGCAAUUUCAAAUUUCAAAGGAAGAUGAAGAUGAGAAGAAAAAACAAAAACAAAAAUUUACAAGAAAAUUUAGGUGAAUGAAUUACAAAAAAAAAAAAACAAAAUUUAAAUAAAUAAAAAAAAACAACACAAUUAGUAGUUAUACCACAAUUUAGUAAGGUAAAGAAAAAGAAGAAAAAAAAUUAAAACAAAACUUAAAAAACUGAAGAAAUUUAACCAAAAAAACCCAACAACAACAAAACUUUGUAAAAUAUUCUAAUUUAUAUCCCCAAUAUAUAAAACAAAAAUUAUAAAUUAAAAAAUAAAAAAUAAUAAAAAAAUCCCCACACAAAAUCCAACCACAACAACAAAGAGAAGACAUGCAGUUUUUUAGUUAACACAAAGUAUGAGAGGAAAUCUUAAAAAUUAUAUUAAAAACAAAAAACAACAACAAAAACAAUUUAAUAAAAAUUAAAUAAUUUGAAAAUAAAUUUAAAUGGAAAAAAACUACCAGCUCUUAGUUAAACAAAAUUAUUAAAUAUUAAUAAUAUUUAAGUUAGUUUUAGGUUAUAAAAUAUUAAAAAAAAACUCAAAACACAAACACACACUCUUUUACACAGGCCUACAGCAACGAAGGGAAGUCGGGAAACUAACAAAGAAAACGAAAGCAAAACGUUAUUUGUGAGUUUAGUUUCCCGGGUUUCCGGUUGAUGUAUAAAAAAUGCCCCCAACUUGCCCCUCACACUUUCUUCAUCCCCAUCUCCCCCCAACCCAGUUUUUAAUCCUUGCCCACAUAUAUAAUAUGCUCCUCCUUAAUAUUACAAAAUAAAAAAAAAACAACAAACAAUUGUAAAUAUUAUUUAUAAUGAAAACGAAAUAAAAAACAAAACCCUAAAAAAUAACUGAAUAUAUAUAUACAUUAAUUAAAUAUUAUGAUUAUUAUUAUUAUUAAUUAAUUAAAAUAAAACCACUGCAAACAAUAGCAAUUACUGAACAUAUUGAAAUAAAACGAAAAGUAAAAAAACAAAAAAACAAAAAAUACAAAAACAAAUUAUAUUAUAACAAGAAGUUAAUAAUAAACAACAAAUUAUUACGAGAAAAACAAAUUGAUUACAAUUAAAAAUAUAAACCACCAUCAUACUAGACUCCGGUUGUCCCCCCCCACCCCCUUAACUCAUCCUUGGUCCUUGCUACCCUAGUAUUUUCAACAAAACAAAAAAACAGAACACAACAAUAAAUAUGUAUUAAUUUAUAAAACCACACCUCACACACACACACACAUCCAGACAUACACAGAAAUGAAACCCAAUUAUAGUAAAAAUGCUACCACAAUACAUAUAUAUAUAUAUAGCAAAAAGAAACAAACAAAAUACUAUUAAAUUAUUUAAUAAUUUUAAACAAAAAAACAUUUGAAAAAUUAUUUUUUUUUUUAUUUUUAUUUCAUUAUUUUAAGGAUGUUAAGGUAAGUCAUUAGCGCAAAUAUCUUGAGUGUAGAACUUCAAAAUUAGGGUCCUCCUGGGUAUAGCAGACACUGAUGUAAACAUUUUAAUUUUAUGUUUUCUAUGAAGCACAGUUUCCCAUGUAACGUUAGGUUAGAUUGAAAACAGAUGUAACCCAUGCAACUUAAAAUUAGGCAUGUUGAAUGCUUCACUGCGGAGAAAGGGUGUCACUAUUUUAACAGAAAAAAAAUUGAAUUCUCUAUUCUCAACAAAGGUAAGGUAUAUUUACCUGAUGUAUCCCAGAUCUGUGAGCACAUCUCUCUAAAGAACUGAUCCCUAAUAUAAGUGAAAGCUAGGCAGAGACAAAGGAAAUAUUGUAACGAUUCAUAUUGAUCUGACCGAACAUCGUAUUCUGUGUAGAUGUGCUUGUUCUAGUUCUGGACGCCCCGUGAUGAACACCGUUAAUCUGCCAAUCUCGGCUUUACUUUAUAAUAGUAAAGUAUAUGAUUGGAUCUUAUUUGGACUCCCUUAAAGGAUCUUGGAGGAUUUUCUUACCUCCAUAUCCCUAAGGCCUUUGCACUUUCUCAAUUUAUGCCUCCGUAAAUACUGUUCAUACCCACCGCCAUAAAAUGUAGGGUAUAUUAAAUGUGUCAUUCAGUUUGCAACAACUCGAAGUAGAAGUAUUCCUGAUGAGCAUUAAAAUAUAAGCCGAUUAAGCGAUAUCCGUCUUUCAGUCCUCCCGCCUCUCCAUUGAAAUCACGAUAAAAUCAACAUUAUUUAAUCUAGAGCUGAAAUUCUGCACAAAAGUUUAUAUUAUAUGCAGACUGAUUGGUAUUGAAAAUGGGUUAUAUUGGUCCACAUUCACGUUGAGUCCCAAUAGAGCUGCACCUCCCGAUUUUCUGUACUUUUAAGGUUUCUGACACAGUCGAAACUUUACAUUUGGGAUACCUGGAAGGACUGUUCUCUCCCUCCAAAAAGUAUUUGCUAUAGGUUCACUAACUAGUAUAGAACCCAUAUAACGGUAUCUCCUGAUUUUCGGUAUUUUGACGAUUUAAGCCACAUUUUCUAACGGAUUCGACUACAACUUUGUAUUUGUGGUUCUUCAUAAAUUUUACAUGGGGUGGAAGAACGUAUUAUGUAUAUAGGUUCAAGUUUUCACAAAAACGCCCAUAUAACGGUACCUCCCCAUAUUCGAUAUUUUGAGGAUGUUAGCUCUUCAGCCCGGACGCACUUAAUAUUAUGUAAUUGUUUACCACUGAUUUUGCCCAUUCGUUGCAUCUUAAACCUGGGUCACCUAGUACGUAUAUGAUGCGCAUUAAUCCAUUCAGAGAGUGGUUUUGAGCAUCAUUUCACCACCGUUCGUGAUUUUACGGAGUUGGCCAGUUCAGAUCCGCAGAGACUUCCGACUGGAGCACCAGAUUUUUGUUUCCAGGUUAAAGAGGUCUAAGCCUGUUAUUUCCCCUUCUUUUAAGCCGUCCUUGAAAAUGUAGCAUUAGGAUUUCAUGCUCGUGAGGAUUCCAUUUUCCACGACUUUGUAUCUCUAUGCAGUUUCCUUUACAGUUGAAAGCACAACUCAGCAAUACGCACCCACUACCAGAACUCAACACUAAAGAUGUCUCGUUCUGGAAUGAACUAGUUUAAAGACGAAUACAGCUCUUUCAUGUACUUAUAUCCUUUUGUUCAUCAUAUUUUUUUCCAAUUUCCUGGUUUUGGGUUCAGUUUCAAAUCAGAACUACUAAACCUAAUCAUUACCUAACCUAAUCGCCGCAUACAAUACUUCUUAUCAUUUAACAUAUGUAAUAUACGACAUCGUCCUCUUAUUAGAGUAGCCCCCAAUGAACUCAUCGAUAGUCGUGUGUGGGGAUUACGAUGACGAUCCUCGGUUUGUAAACGAUUGAAAGAUAAUUGAGAACUCUGGAGAACAGUCUUGGGGAUCACGGUGUUCGGAUUAUAGACAAUCUAAAGAUAAUCGGAAAUUCUGGUAAAGAGUCAUGGGGGACCACGAUUUGUAGACAAUUUCGCUGUCCGGGUUAUAAUCGGGAACUCUGGUGAAACGACAUUCGACUGUCUGAUGUUCGGAUCAUGUAAAAGGAGUAGAUGAUCUGGAACUCGUAUAGGUGCUCGGAGUUUAGUUAGUUGUGUUAUACUACGGUCUACAAUUACCUAGUUGUGGGAUAUUGAGCCCUAAGCUCUUGUGUCAAUUUUUACCGGACUCUCAAGUUGAUGAUUGAUGAUGAUAAUGAGAGACGGGUAAAAAAGACAUUCCCAGCCAAUGAUUUCUGAUAGUCGGAGGAUAAUAAAUAAUUUUAGAAUAUCUCUACGUACCUCUUAAGCAAGCCCCAUCCUGUAGCGAGCCUGUCCAAUCGGGACAGUGCUCGGAUUUCAGUUAGUCGGGUUAUCCUACGGUCUACAAUUACCUAAUUGUGACUUCUAGAUUUCGGUUGGGAUAGUGAGCCCGAAGCUCUUGUGUCAAUUUUUUACAGGACUCUCAAGUUGAUUAGACACGGGUCAAAAAUAUAUACCAAGCCAACGAUUUCUGUAGGUCGGAGGACAGUAAAUGAUUUUAGAGAAUACUACUUACCCUUAAGGCGAGCCCCUAGCAGUUGUAAACCUGUCCCAUUGUAACCCAAACCGAACACUAUACAUUACCAAGUGAAUGAGAAUUAUUUACCUUAUAUGAUAACCGGCAUAUUGCCGAAAGCUGAAUUGUCCGUUACAUGGCAAACGAAUAUUGGAGUGGUUGGUUGCUGCUGUUCUCACUGAUAUCGUUGUAUGUUCUUUUGGCCUUGCCGUUGCAUUUAUGUUUUGACUUUUGUACGUCCUUUAUGAUAUUCACCCAAAUUUUUUAUGGAACUUUUUUAAAAGUGGUAAUAUCCAAAUUCAGAUAGAAGUUCGGCCGGUCUAAACUUAAUUCCUUUUUUAGUUGGUUUAAUUCGUGCUUUUGACCAAUACUUAUUUUAUAUAAAGUCGUCUCAUCACAGUAGUCUGAGUUUUGAAAAAAGAAGAUCAGACUUUGAUAGAUAUUAAUAUUGGAAAUUACAUUUGAUAACUACAGCGGUCUAAAGAAUAAGCCUAUAAGUAUAAAUCACAUUCCGAUGCUCUCUUAUCUUUUCCUCUUGAUGUUAUAUCAAUACCACAUUUUCAACAUAGGGUACUAAAAAUCUAUGCCAGUAAGGAAUUUGCAUUAUUCCUACCCUAUGUAUUCUGGUAUUAUAUUCGAUACAAAAUUUCUGAUUUCGCAUACAGUUAUCCAUUCAAACCUUUAAAAAUUCUCACUAAAUUGUGUCCACUUUUUUCUAUAAGAUUGAAAUAUUAGACCCCUUAUAAAUUUCACUCCAAUGUUUUGUGCCAAUUACUUACCUUAACAUGCCGCCAUAACGAAAUCCCCAAUAAAGAAGGAAAAAAACCCACACACACACACACAAAUAGAUUACCAAAACAAUGUGAGAUAUAUAAAAAGUAAUUAAUUUAAACAAAGAAACAAAAAACAAACCUUAUAAAUAAUUAACAAUUUUUAUGAUUAAAAAAAAAUACUAUUAAGAUUGUUAAAUAGUUAAAUGAAAACUACAAUGAACAAUGAGAUAAAUUAAAAAAAAAAUAAACAACAACUUAUAAAUUUUAAGUAUUUUUCCCAAAAGCAAAUAAAAAAGUGAAUAAAAAUUUAACGAAUAUUAAUAAAAGAAGAAAAAUUGAAAAAUAAAACAAAGACUUAUUAUGAUCACUAAAUUAAAUUACUUUCAAUCGAUUAGAAAUACGAACCAAAAAAAAAGAUGAGAAAAAGAAAACAAUUUCAAUACCAACCACACCGCAAGCCCCUACCAUCUCUCAUACAGAACAACCAACAAGUUUCAUUAUAUUUAAGUCGAAAAAGCAAACAACAACAAAAAAAAACGUGAUUGUCAAAAGAAGAAGAAACAAUGAACACCUUCAUAACACCCUAUAUCCUUUCACAGAUGAUAAUUUCAUAAAAUAUUCUACAUUGUUUUCAAAGCCGUAAAAACCUAAAUCUUAUUUCUCAUUUAAACAAUAUUGGAAACAAAUUCAAUGCAAAUUUUUAAAAUAUUUGCGUGUUUCGAAAAAUGAUUUCUAACUUGACAUAACUUUAGUAGCCAUCUGAACUUGAAGAGUCAGAGGACCCAUUACAGAGUAAUGGAAGUAAGUUACUUUUUUUCCAUUAUCUGUAAGUUGAAAAAAGUUUUUACUUCUUAAAAUCUUUAUUUUUUUUGCAUUGUGAGUGAGUGAGUAAAUUCCGAAUAUUAAGAUCGUCUAUUCCAACAGCUAAAAGUACAGAGUUUUCAAAGACCAACCCAUCCAGAAAAAAUUGAUACACAUUAUUCCCAUUACAAACUGAUGUGUACCAGCUACUCUGCAGGGAGAUGUAGUCAAAAAAAAGUGGCCUUUUUCAACACCGCAAGAAGUUGACUUCGACUUCGCUUUUGACUUCAACAGAUCGUUUAAUCGAAAUUCGACUUACGUAUCCCUCCUGCACACCCAGUCAGAGUGUUUCCGUAGACCAAAACUGUCUACUGGUGUAAAUCAGUUGAACUAGUUCAGUAAAGAGUCGAUCCAUUUUGAAUUCAUAGGAAGAGCAAAUAAACUACCAUCUGACAAUUAAAAGAGCAUAUAUACUAACAACUAACUGAUGACCAAAUGUGACGACCUACAAAGUGAACUAAAACGCUGAAUUAUAGAAUUCCAUCUAGCACACAACUACAUCCACAGGUUGAUUGGUUUUUGUAGUAGUUUUAAUACCUUUAUCAUCUUAAUAAAUAUGUUCAAAAACCCUGCAAGCAUUCGGAAUUGAUAUUUUCAUUCCUCCCUAAGACGCCACUAGUUCGAAUGAACUAUUCCACGAAAGGAACGAUCGGAACUAGACCCAGCUCGUUAGUUCAUCUAGUUCCUUUUACUAUCUAAUCCCCGGAACAUAAAUUUUAGUUAGAAAUAACAAAAACUACGAAGAAGAGAAAAUGAACGAUGAAAAAGAAAGGUUCUAAUGAAGUAUAUUUAAUCGGAACUGUUUGGAACAAAGGAACUACAUUUAGGAAGCAGCUCCUUAUGAGAAAAGGAACGAGAAAGCUCGAUUCGCUUCGCAAACUAAAUUUCAUAAGGAAGUAUCUUCCGCAAUGAGAAAGCAAUAUCAUCCACGAUGAUUUCGCUAAGGCGGGAUAGGUUCUCCUUGCCGGGGUCACCUUGAAAUUGAAUUGCUUGAACGAGAUAGUUACCUAAAUUUUUCAGUAUGAUGAUGAUGAUGAAUAUUAUUAAGUAGGUUCAGUAAUUUAGCUGGAGGACAUAGCUUAUAGGACUAUGUAUGUGGAGUAUUAUGGAGGAGGCCUUCCGUGAACCUGGGAAUUGAGUUGUGAAGAAGAAGUGACGUUAUUCGACUUAUUUGACUAGGCAAUUGACAUAAGACUUUUUUCAUAUGCUCCACAAUAGAGCUUUGUCGCUCCGCAAUGAAAUAGUUCAAAUUAACUAACUGUUGAAAAGGCCACAAGACAACACCUGAAUGAAGGCGCGCAUAUUUUUUUCCGCGAUUUUUCUAGAUUUUAUCCUUUUCUGCAAGAGAUUAUUCGGAAUUGAUGGGAAUUGUGAAAAACGGCCCAGCGGUUCUGACUUACAAUCAGAAAAAAUAUCUAGUUCUCUUUCAUAUAUAUUGCACCUAUUUUCCGAUAUCUUGGCUAUCAGAAUCACCUUAAUGGUCAGAAGUGACCCUUAAAUGUAUUUGCGAUUUGACCGGGAUUAAAUAUAUUCGAGGCUUAGUGGAAAUUUUAGUAGCGGGUAUUUUAUACCCGCUAAAUAUUGUCCGAAAAUAAUUUGUUUUUGGUCCAUUUCAACAUCUAAAUUUUUGGCCCAUUCAAACUUAUAAUACCCCCAACACAUAGUGUUGUAGGGUAUAAAAAGGGAUACAUUAAAAAAAUGAUAGAUGAAUAACUUGGAGAAAAUUAAAGCAGAAGAUAGCAAGAAAUGUAAGUUUUGAUAUAAUAGGAUGGGGUUCUUCCUUCAGUCAUUCUAAGUGAAAAAUGUAAAUUAAAUUUACUUAGGACAUUUGAAAUUCCUUGUAUAUUACUUUUAAUUAAUUAUUCUAUUAAUUCUUGUUACAUAAUAACAAUAACCCGAAAAAGAAAAAAAAAAACACUGCGACAUAUUUUUUAAGAUAUCGCUUCAACCUUAUUUCUUAAGGUGGGGAUAAAUGAAACCCUUUUUCGACUGGCUUUUUCGUAGAUGAACACUGGAAUUUUAGGUUGACUUGCUUUGAUUUUGGGCCUAUGCUCCUUUGUUCUUUACCGUAGAAGACAGCCGAUGACUUAAGCCAGUCUAAAAAGCGUCUUAUGUAUCCUCACCCUUAGAGAGCAUUCUCUCUCCCUCUCUUCACAUACUUUCAUUUGAGUUUUGUAGAGCAUUGCUUCACUCCUUCUGGUUCCUUUAGUUUAUCUCGUUGUUAUUUUGUAUUUUUUUUUUAAUUAUUUCGUUUUUCUUUUAACUUUAUUCACCUUUGUGAUUUUCAGGACUUUUUGCUUCGAGUCAUGAUAGAAUUAAGAAGGUAAACUCUUUUCAAAAAAGGAUAUCCAAAAUACGAUUGAAAAAAAUUAAGGAAACAUUUAAAGGAACGGUUUAGUUAAAUGUAACGACAGACCUAAAAGGAACUAGAUGAACAACCUAGUUGCUGUUCAGAAAAAGGAACGAGAGAGAUUGAAACGCUCAGUGAACUAGGUUGACCUAUUUUACUCUAAAACGUACAUGCCUGAGGUUUUAAUUGAUAGAAGAUAAUAGGAAAUCUGAUGAGAUUAUUUUUCAGAAUGGAAUUUUCCUGGGUACCCUAUAGAGUUUUAUAGGUGUAAGACAUUAUUGAGAUAUUUUAAAAAAUUAAAAUUGUUCAAGAUUUAAUUUUCAAAAAUAUAAGACCUUUGAUUACCUAGUUUAUUUCAAGGAAGAUGUGGAGAGACUUAACAGAGUAAUUUAAUCGGGAUCCAUUCUCUCUCACCCUUUUCACAUAAUUCGGUGGCGUCUGGCUGGACUUUUGUUAAAACAUUCCGGGAUUUGUUCUCUGGAGAAAAAUUAAUUUCCAAGAUUCAAUUUUUCCAAAUAAUUUUUAAAAUUAUUCGAAAAAUGUUUCCAAUAUUGUUUUUUCAAAACAAAACCUUUGAAUCCCCUAAAUAACUUCAAAUACAACUCAAUGUAUAUAAAUAUAUAUUUUUGGUCUUUUUAAAAACAUUUUUUUUUUCUUUUUUAAGUUUUCAUGUAUAGAAGUUAUAUUUUUUCUUUUAAAACUCUUAUUUAAAUAUUUUCCUAAAAAAUUCUGAUAGAAUUUCUAUAUUAAAGAUGAUGGAGAAGAACUAGAUGUAAUGUAAGCGAACAGAACAAGAAAAAAAAACGAUGAUCAUGAUAAUGACGAUGAUAAUGAAAAUAGUGAAAAAUGUUACGAAAGAAAUUCAAAAAUAGCAACAGCAACAAAAAUAGAACACAUUGAGGAAAAUAAACAAGAACAACAACAAGAACAACAAAAUUGCUUGCAAAGACAAAGAAAUUAUGAAAUAGGAUUUAAUUUUUAAUUUUACUUAAAAAUUAAGCACUUAAGAAGUUACAUUACAACAACAACAAAAAAUUGUAAAUUGAACGGUUAAAGGUUUGACACAACUUGACGCCAAAACACUGCCACAGCGAAGAAGAAAAAAAUAAAAAGAAGAAAUAUUUAAUUACUAAAAUUAAAACAACAAAUGAACAGAAGAAGAGGUGAGAGGCCGACGACGAAAAUCGAAAACUAAAUAUAAAAAAAUUUAACAAAAAGUAAUAAAUAUAAUAAUAAUGGAAUACAAAAACAAAGAAAUGGAUAAGGUUUAAAGAAUAAUAAGAAAAUGAGAAAAACAAAAAUAACCUAAGCUAAGAAUUUGAAAUAACAACAGCAACCAAUAUGAAGAGGAUAAUGAGUAUAGGAGAUACUUAAAAGACAAAAAAGAAACAAAAAAACAAAA